UUGUGCAGUUAAAUGCCUCAUUUUUGUAUUUUCAAAUGAAAUAAAAUGUGUGUUAGACUAAGGCAGAUUAAAUUAUGUUCAUUCUCAAAAGAACUUCUAGUCUUAAACACUGUUUUUGUCAGAUUCAUUGCCAGUGAGCUUGACAUACCUGAUACCUUGCUUGAGCACCAGGUACAUUAUGGUACAAUGUUUAUUACAGAUUAUCAGUUGGAGCCAUAGUAUUUUAGGGCAGUUAGACUCAACAGAGCGAAGUAAGUUUCCAUGUAUCCUGACAGACAGGUAUGCAUGUGAUCUCAAUGUUGUAAGAAUGAUGAGACAGAGGACACUUGGUAACAGCAGUAGUCUAGUGUGCAAGCAGAUUGCUGAAAAUCAUGGCGAGAACUACUUAGAUAAGUGCCGCCAGUAUGCAACCAAUUAUAUGGCCUUCCAGAAAUCUGCAGCCAAAGGCUUAGUGACCAUCCCAAACUUUGCAGAGCCACCACCAGUGAUGAACAUCCCCAGGCAUCGCUGGUUUAUGAAAGUAUAUCUUCUGGAUGUCAUCUCUAGACUGGACUAUCAAUUGGCUGAGUUGACAUCCAUUACAGGAGAUAUUCUUAAAAUUGACUCCACCAAGAAAGUAACAAAUAAGCUUGCAGGUUUCAGCAGAGGUACAGCGAUGUGGGCCACAAAUGUUGGUAAUGAACAUGGCCAGGUCCUCAUACUUGACUCCUGGCACUUUAUGCGAACGCUUUCCGAAUGGCUGCACAACCGACAAACACCAACUUUACGGUCCCUUCAUGGCAAGGCUAAGUCGUUGUAUAUCUUCAAGGUUGAUGAACAUGACUAUACACUUCUGAUGAAGGCCAAGAGACAAGAACUUGUUCAACAGGGUGUCCCAAGUCCAACAGAAAAAAUGUGUGAACUAGUUGGAGCUGCAGUAUUUAUACGACCAAACUGGCAAACAAAUGCAAGUUUAAGCUCUACAAAGGGAACAAUUAGAGAAGGAUGA
Molecule: messenger RNA, 988 nt
Organism: Ruditapes philippinarum (Manila clam)
Lineage: Eukaryota; Metazoa; Mollusca; Bivalvia; Venerida; Veneridae
Exons: 5
Coding region: 179-988 (269 amino acids)
Source: RefSeq, a predicted model, not a curated record